Messenger RNA from Lipotes vexillifer (Yangtze River dolphin), 3366 nucleotides. RefSeq names its product protein tyrosine phosphatase receptor type C (gene PTPRC). Lineage: Eukaryota; Metazoa; Chordata; Mammalia; Artiodactyla; Lipotidae. Gene Ontology annotation, molecular function: protein binding; protein tyrosine phosphatase activity. The transcript has 28 exons. The record is from RefSeq and is a predicted model, not a curated record. The coding region runs from base 1 to 3366 and encodes 1121 amino acids. Gene Ontology annotation, biological process: negative regulation of protein kinase activity; protein dephosphorylation; T cell receptor signaling pathway.
AUGACCAUGUAUUUGUGGCUUAAACUCUUGGCAUUUGGCUUUGCCUUUCUGGACACUGUAGUGUUGGUUACAGGACAAGACACCAUUCCUUCCAUUCAAGGGGCUCCAGGAGAGAGGACUGCACCGAGCACCUUGCCUGCAGACACAGCUUUCCCACCAGUAACCACUCUCAGCCCUGCACACAGCAGUCUUGCUGCCUCACCUGCACACAUCUCCAACUCGACCACCCAAGACAAUGCCUCAGAUGUGCUCAAUGCGUCCACUACACCAUCCUCUCUGACCCCUGCAAAAGGCAUUAUCUCUACAACUGAUCUCACAACAACAGGUCCUACUUCUACACAUAAUCCAUCAUGUGGAGACAAAUAUGCAGGUAUCUCUGUGGACUACUUUUAUGACAAGGAAAGUGAAACGUAUAAUGCAACACUUAGUGAAGCGAACAAUGAAACUCUUGGGUGUGUAAAGUGGGUCCAUGUCCUACAGGAAUGUGAAAAGAAGAAUAUCAAUAUAUCAUGUCUUUCAUGUUACCCUCCAUUUAAAUAUUUAUUAGAGGCACCACCAGGUAAAUAUCAGUUGAUUUCUGUUCGUGCAUUUACAGCAACACUGCAGUUUUUUCCAGGAAUCCCUCAGAAUAUGAGUUGUUCUAACUUCAGUGCACAUAAAGGAUGGGUUACCUGGGAACCACCGGAAAAUAUUUUUCAUACGUUCACUCUUUGUUAUUGGAAUCUUUCAGAAGAAAGAUGCCACACUCUGAAUAAAACCACAAAUACAAUUAAUUUGGAAUAUUUGAAACCUUUUACAAAGUAUAAGAUAACAUUACAUGCCUCUGUCAAUGGAAGAGUGGAACGUAAUGGAACUGAUGUGAAAUGUGAAGCUAAAACAAAAGCAACACAUCCAAGUAAGGUCAAGGACUUACGUGUUUUAUGGAAGACAGAUAAUAGUAUGACUGUGAACUGUAAACCUCCUGAUGACUUUAAUGGCCCCGAGACAGGGAAGUACCAUUUGAUAGUCAGUAUUGGAAAUAACUCGGCUGGAAAAGAAUUAAAAAAAGAAAAGUGCACAUUCUUGGUAGAAGGUCUUCAAUAUUCAACAGAAUAUACAUUAAAGGUUUUUUAUCACAAUGGGGAAUAUUCUGGUCAUCCAAUAAUUGUUUCAAGAUCAACAUCUUAUAAUUCUAAUGCACUGAUCAUAUUUCUGGUAUUUCUGAUUAUUGUGACAUCAAUAGCCCUGCUUUUUGUUCUCUAUAAAAUCUAUGAUCUGCAAAAGAAAAGAUCCAGCAAUUUAGAUGAGCAGCAGGAACUUGUUGAAAGGGAUGAUGAGAAGCAACUGAUGCAUGUGGAGCCCAUCCAUGCAGAUGUUUUGUUGGAAACUUACAAGAGAAAGAUUGCUGAUGAAGGGAGGCUCUUCCUGGCUGAAUUCCAGAGCAUUCCGAGGGUAUUUGGCAAGUUUUCUAUCAAGGAUGCUCGAAAACCCUUUAACCAGAAUAAAAACCGUUACGUUGACAUCCUUCCUUAUGAUUAUAACCGUGUUGAACUCUCUGACAUAAACGGAGAUGCAGGGUCCAACUAUAUCAAUGCCAGCUAUAUUGAUGGUUUCAAAGAACCCAGGAAAUACAUUGCUGCACAAGGUCCCAGGGAUGAAACUGUUGAUGAUUUCUGGAGGAUGAUCUGGGAACAGAAAGCCACGGUUAUUGUCAUGGUCACUCGAUGUGAAGAAGGGAACAAGAACAAGUGUGCAUUAUACUGGCCAUUGAUGGAAGAGGGCAGCCGGGUUUUUGGAGAUGUGAUUGUAGAGAUCAACGAGCACAAAAGAUGCCCGGAUUACAUCAUUCAGAAGUUGACCAUUGCAAAUAGAAAAGAAAAAGCAGCUGGGAGAGCAGUGACCCACAUUCAGUUCACCAGCUGGCCAGACCAUGGGGUCCCCGAAGACCCUCACCUGCUCCUCAAGCUGCGCAGGAGAGUGAACGCUUUCAGCAACUUCUUCAGUGGCCCUGUCGUGGUGCACUGCAGUGCUGGUGUUGGACGCACAGGCACCUAUAUUGGAAUUGAUGCCAUGUUAGAAGGCCUGGAGGCAGAGAGCAAGGUGGAUGUCUAUGGCUAUGUCGUCAAGCUAAGGCGACAGCGGUGCCUGAUGGUUCAGGUGGAGGCACAGUACAUCUUGAUCCAUCAGGCCUUGGUGGAAUACAAUCAGUUUGGGGAAACAGAAGUGAGCUUGUCUGAGUUACAUCCAUAUCUGUCUAACAUGAAGAAAAGAGAUCCACCCAGUGAGCCUUCCCCACUGGAGGCUGAAUUCCAGAGACUUCCUUCAUAUAGGAGCUGGAGGACACAGCACACUGGGAAUCAAGAAGAAAAUAAGAGUAAAAACAGGAAUUCUAACGUCAUUCCAUAUGACUUUAACAGAGUGACACUUAAACAUGAACUGGAGGUGAGCAAGGAGAGUGAGCACGACUCAGAUGAAUCCUCUGACGAUGACAGUGACUCAGAAGAGAUGAGCAAAUACAUCAAUGCCUCCUUUGUAAUGAGUUAUUGGAAACCUGAAGUGAUGAUUGCAGCUCAGGGACCACUGAAAGAGACCAUUGGUGACUUUUGGCAAAUGAUAUUCCAAAGAAAAGUCAAGGUGAUUGUUAUGCUGACAGAGCUAAAGAAUGGAGACCAGGAAGUCUGUUCUCAGUACUGGGAGGAAGGAAAGCAAACAUAUGGAGACAUAGAAGUUCAUAUGAAGGACACCAAUAAAUCUUCAGCCUAUACCAUCCGUGCAUUUGAACUGAGACAUUCCAAGAGGAAAGAUCCACAAACUGUGUACCAGUACCAAUUCAAUAACUGGAAUGGGGAAGAGCUGCCCGUGGAGCCGAAAGAAUUAAUCUUAAUGAUUCAGAAUCUCAAACAGAAACUUCCCAAGAAGAAUUCCACUGAAGGGAAUAAGUUUCACAGGAAUGUGCCUCUCCUCAUUCACUGCAGAGAUGGAUCUCAGCAAACAGGAAUAUUUUGUGCUUUGUUAAAUCUCUUGGAAAGUGCAGAAACAGAAGAAGUGAUAGAUGUUUUUCAAGCAGUAAAAUCUCUACGCAAAGCUAGGCCGGGAAUGGUUCCCACAUUUGAGCAAUAUCAAUUCCUGUAUGACAUCAUUGCUAGCACCUGUCCUGCCCAGAAUGGGCAGGUGAAGAAAAACAACCAACAAGAAGAUAAAAUUGAAUUUGAUAAUGAAGUGGACAAAGCAAAGCAGGAUGCUAACUGUGUGAGUCCACCUGGUGCCCUGGAUAAGACCCCUGAAGGAAAUAAAGAAGAUGAAAGUUCUAAACCCGCAAGUGGCCCUGAGGGGCCAGAACAUUCCGCCAAUGGUCCAGCGAGUCCAGUUUUAACUCAAAGUGCAUAG